AGGGCGCUCGGCAGUCAGCUUCGUCCCUGGUUAUCACGAGGGGAAAAAUAAUGAAGGUCGCCCACUAAGCCAACAAGAUAUAAAGUACCGCGGCCCCCUCACUGACACCACUCUCCGCUGAGCAACACACGGCAGCAAUGAGUGCUCAGAGUGCCUUGGCGGUGGUGGCGGUGGUGCUGGCGUGCCUGGCGGCGGCAGAGCCUGAGGCCAGGCCCUCGCCGGGUCCGACGGCUGAGGCUGACCCCGGCCUGGUCUCGGCCCACAAGAACCAUCACCAGCAGAGCUUCACCGCCUUCAUUCCUCCCUUCAUUGGCGGCUUCGGCGGCCUGGGCUACGGCGGCUAUGGGGGCUACGGGGGCUACGGCGGCUACGGCGGCUACGGGCUGGGAGGCGGCCUCGGGUACGGCCGCAGGAAGCGUGAGGCGGAGCCCACGGCUGAGGCUGACCCCGUCCUUGUUUCGGCCCACAAGAACCACCACCAGCAAAGCUUCAACGCCUUCAUUCCUCCCUUCAUUGGCGGCUUCGGCGGCCUGGGCUACGGCGGCUAUGGGGGCUACGGGGGCUACGGCGGCUACGGGCUGGGAGGCGGCCUCGGGUACGGCCGCAGGAAGCGUGAGGCGGAGCCCACGGCUGAGGCUGACCCCGUCCUUGUUUCGGCCCACAAGAACCACCACCAGCAAAGCUUCAACGCCUUCAUUCCUCCCUUCAUUGGCGGCUUCGGCGGCUACGGGCUGGGAGGCGGCCUCGGGUACGGCCGCAGGAAGCGUGAGGCGGAGCCCACGGCUGAGGCUGACCCCGUCCUUGUUUCGGCCCACAAGAACCACCACCAGCAGAGCUUCAACGCCUUCAUUCCUCCCUUCAUUGGCGGCGGCCUGGGCAUCGGGGGCUACGGGGGCUACGGUGGCUAUGGCGGCUACGGCGGCUACGGCGGCUACGGGCUGGGAGGCGGCCUCGGGUACGGCCGCAAGAAGCGUGAGGCGGAGCCGACGGCUGAGGCUGACCCCACCUACGUCUCGGCCCACACCAACAGUCACCAGCAGAGCUUCAACGCCUUCAUUCCUCCCUUCAUUGGCGGCCUGGGCUACGGCGGCUAUGGCGGCCUGGGCUACGGCGGCUACGGCGGCUUGGGCUACGGCCGCUAAGGCUACAUCGGUUAGUGUCCCCCACCAGGCACCCGAGACGACGCUGACCACCGCCGGCUGUCGCGGAGGAAACCCCGAAGACCCACAUUUGAUGCAACUCACCAAGAGGCUCAGCAUGACUACUCCAUGAGGUCACCUGCCACUUAGCGAGUAGGUGGUUGGCUUCCUGGGCUGAGUGUAGCCUCUUACCUCCACUUGAUAAAAUGGCAUCUUGUUGACGACUAGGUUUUGUAUAGCUUUUGUAGUUUUAUAACUCUUAUUGAUACCAUAAAGUCUUUCUAUGAA
This is a messenger RNA of Eriocheir sinensis (Chinese mitten crab), 1427 nucleotides long. RefSeq names its product shematrin-like protein 2. Bases 138 to 1142 code for a protein of 334 amino acids. Lineage: Eukaryota; Metazoa; Arthropoda; Malacostraca; Decapoda; Varunidae. The record is from RefSeq and is a predicted model, not a curated record. The transcript has 2 exons.